Messenger RNA from Impatiens glandulifera, 1637 nucleotides. Its product is annotated as elongation factor 1-alpha. Gene Ontology annotation, molecular function: GTPase activity; translation elongation factor activity; GTP binding. The record is from RefSeq and is a predicted model, not a curated record. The coding region runs from base 88 to 1437 and encodes 449 amino acids. NCBI's taxonomy places the organism in Eukaryota, Viridiplantae, Streptophyta, Magnoliopsida, Ericales, Balsaminaceae. Gene Ontology annotation, biological process: translational elongation; translation. The transcript is spliced from 3 exons.
CGUCAAGCUGCUUUCACUAAAAUCCACAUUUCUUCUUACUGGCUUUCUCCACUGUCUUGUAGCUAAAAUUUCAGCGAAAUCACAAGUAUGGGUAAGGAGAAGGUUCACAUAAACAUUGUGGUCAUUGGUCAUGUCGAUUCUGGUAAAUCGACUACAACUGGUCACUUGAUUUACAAGCUUGGAGGUAUCGACAAGCGAGUGAUUGAGAGAUUCGAGAAGGAAGCUGCUGAGAUGAACAAGAGAUCGUUCAAGUAUGCGUGGGUGCUCGAUAAACUAAAGGCAGAACGUGAACGUGGAAUUACAAUUGAUAUUGCGUUAUGGAAGUUCGAGACUAAUAAGUACUACUGUACUGUAAUUGAUGCACCUGGUCAUCGUGAUUUCAUCAAGAAUAUGAUUACUGGAACUUCACAGGCAGAUUGUGCUGUUCUUAUCAUUGAUUCUACUACUGGUGGUUUUGAGGCUGGGAUUUCUAAGGAUGGUCAGACGCGUGAACAUGCUUUGCUUGCUUUUACUCUUGGUGUUAGGCAAAUGAUCUGCUGUUGCAAUAAGAUGGAUGCUACGACUCCAAAAUACUCAAAAUCAAGAUUCGACGAAAUUGUUAAGGAAGUAUCUUCAUACCUUAAGAAAGUUGGAUACAACCCAGACAAAGUUCCAUUCGUCCCCAUCUCAGGUUUCGAAGGAGACAACAUGAUUGAAAGGUCCACAAAUCUCGACUGGUACAAAGGUCCAACCCUCCUCGAAGCUCUCGACAUGGUCCACGAGCCCAAGAGACCAACAGACAAGCCACUCCGUCUCCCACUUCAAGACGUCUACAAGAUAGGUGGAAUCGGAACCGUGCCAGUCGGUCGUGUCGAAACCGGUAUCAUCAAGCCCGGUAUGCUCGUAACCUUCGGACCCACAGGUCUAACAACCGAAGUGAAGUCAGUCGAGAUGCACCACGAAGCUCUCCCCGAAGCCCUUCCUGGUGACAACGUAGGUUUCAAUGUUAAGAACGUUGCUGUUAAGGAUCUGAAACGUGGGUUCGUGGCUUCUAACUCUAAGGAUGAUCCGGCUAAGGAAGCUGCUAGCUUUACUUCUCAAGUUAUUAUUAUGAACCAUCCCGGUCAGAUUGGAAACGGGUAUGCCCCUGUUUUGGAUUGUCAUACUUCUCAUAUUGCGGUUAAGUUUGCUGAGCUGCAGACGAAGAUUGAUAGACGGUCCGGGAAGGAGAUUGAGAAGGAACCGAAGUUUUUGAAGAAUGGGGAUGCGGGUAUUGUUAAGAUGAUUCCGACAAAGCCUAUGGUGGUGGAGACGUUUUCGGAGUAUCCUCCAUUGGGUCGGUUUGCGGUUAGGGAUAUGCGUCAGACGGUGGCGGUUGGUGUUAUUAAGAGUGUUGAGAAGAAGGAUCCGUCUGGGGCUAAGGUGACUAAAGCUGCGGUUAAGAAGGGUGCGAAAUGAAACGGUCGGUGGUUUGAGAAUGGUAAUAAUAAUGGUAAUGAUGAUAAUAAUAAAGCGUGGUUCGAACACUCUGUUGGUGUUGGCAUGGGAUGUUGUGGUUCAAUGUUUUUGUUGAGUUUUUGGGUGCUUGACAGGCGGUGGCGGAGUUUGCUAUUACAAUAAUAAGUUUGUUUGUUUGUUGGUGUUAUUUCCUUUGUUUG